Dibothriocephalus latus is the source of this 483-nucleotide messenger RNA. Lineage: Eukaryota; Metazoa; Platyhelminthes; Cestoda; Diphyllobothriidea; Diphyllobothriidae. The record is from the annotation of a GenBank genome assembly.
AUGGCCGGCUUGUCAACCACUGCACAAAUCAUAAAGUUCGUCGUUGUCGCUUCCAAUAUCGUCGCGUUUGUCUUUGGUUUGGCUCUCGUUAUCCUGGGAAUUCUUGACCUGGUCCAAUUUGACGGCCCACUCGGAGCCGAACUUCCGAUAAUUUCGACCGCUGUUGCGACUGCCGCCAUUGGACCUGGUCUUUUCAUAAUUGCUGUUGCGUUCUUUGGUCUAUAUGGAGCACUUCGGGCUAAUGCAAAUGUUCUCAUUGCGUAUGCGGUUAUUGUCCUGCUGAUCGGUUGCUCUACACUUUGCUUUUUGAUAUAUGCCUUUGUCCAACGUAAUACGGACUGCGAAGAUGCUAUCGUGCAUGCGAUUGAGGCCGAAUUGGGCACAAUUGGAGGAUGUCUAAUAGGCAUCACAAUCCUCCGUUUCUUUGCCUCCACUAUGGGUUUUGUGCUUGCUCUUAACAUUAAAGCCUACGAAAAUGUGUAA